Messenger RNA from Aspergillus novofumigatus IBT 16806, 2126 nucleotides. RefSeq names its product DNA-protein crosslink repair co-factor UBX5. Gene Ontology annotation, molecular function: ubiquitin binding. Gene Ontology annotation, biological process: proteasome-mediated ubiquitin-dependent protein catabolic process. Gene Ontology annotation, cellular component: nucleus. The record is from RefSeq and is a predicted model, not a curated record. The coding region runs from base 305 to 1837 and encodes 510 amino acids. The transcript has 3 exons. NCBI's taxonomy places the organism in Eukaryota, Fungi, Ascomycota, Eurotiomycetes, Eurotiales, Aspergillaceae.
AGUUUCAUUCCUUCCAAACUAGUUCCUAUCACAUCAGCGUUUCUUUCUUCUUUUCAGGUACCUGUCGAUGAAUCGGGCCCGGCUGCAUAUAUUCACUUUCUUCUGAAGUAAUUCCAAGAGACGUCGCAUAUCCGAGCCGUGCUCAUCAUUCAUCUCGAAGUCUAUGUAUGGUUUGCAACUGUUUGCAUCGAUUUACCUUUCAACGGAGAACCAUCGCCCAUUGUCCUGCACUGGAGACUGAAGUCGCUCACAUCGCCCUUCUUCCCUUCCUUACCUCUACUACCUUCAGCUUCACUCUUCCAUCAUGGAAAGCGACGUGGUUGCUCAGUUCACAGAGAUCACCGGCUCGAACCCUUCGCUGGCGACUCAGUAUUUGCAGCUGGCCGACUUCAAUAUUGAGCAGGCCAUGCAACUCUAUUUUGAGAAUGGAGGUGCGCCUUUGACUGAGGAACCGGUUCCAUCAGCCACUGGGCCUGGUCCAUCGCGCCCUACUGGGUACGAGGACAACUCCGGUGUCGUACACAUUGAUUCCGAUGAUGAUAUUGCCAUCGAUGAAGCCCGUUCUGCGCCUCGAGCACGGCAGCCAGAGGGGUUGACGUUUGAGGAUGAUGAAGCUAUGGCCCGUCGUUUACAAGAAGAAAUGUACCGUGACGGAAGAGAUAGUUCAGAUGGUGUCAGAGCUCCUAUAGCCCGCACAACGGAAACGCUCGUGGGGCCGGAGGCGGACUUCGACGACGGUGACAUGCAUGCGAGUAUUUUGGGCCAGUUACGUGCGCGCCAGCAAAGAAGCAGUCGACCUGGUAUAUUCAAUCAAAGGGACACGGCAGAAAUUUGGGCUGGUGGUGAUGAAAGCUCGCAUCGCGAAAGACUUGCUGCGGCUACAGGCGGAGCAUCUGAAGCUUCUAGCAAACAAAACAUGCUAGCAGAGAUGUACCGGCCCCCGUUUGAUAUCAUGUCACGGUUGCCUUGGGAUCUCGCACGGCAGGAGGGUCGUGAAAACGAGAAGUGGCUGCUUGUCAACAUACAGGAUCAGUCCAUAUUCGACUGUCAAGUAUUGAACAGAGACUUGUGGAAAGAUCCCGGAGUCAAGGAAACUGUCAAAGAACAUUUCAUUUUUUUGCAGUAUUCCAAGGAUGAUUCACGUGCGACGCCUUAUCUGCAAUACUAUUUUCAAGCGAGUGAUGUCUCUGAGAACUACCCCCAUAUAGCCAUCGUUGAUCCUCGGACGGGCGAGCAAAUGAAAGUUUGGUCCGGGCCACCUGUGGUCAAGCCUGCGGAAUUUCUCAUGCAGCUUCAUGAAUUCCUCGACCGUUACAGUCUCAAGCAUAACGUGCGAAACCCAGUGGCGAAGCGAAAACCCGAAAAGAAGGGGAAGAGCAUCGACACGAUGACCGAGGAAGAAAUGCUGGAAAUGGCCAUGAGAAAUAGCUUGGGAGACGGGGUAGCACAAACUCACAGAGUGGUGGAUCCGGACGAUUUGACCCGCAGUACUGAAGACGUCAAGGGCAAAGGCAAGGCCGCUCCUACUGAUGAUGUCCUUAUGGGUGAAGACGAUCUUGCCGAGGAGCCAGUGGAAGAAGCAUCUUCACUGUUCUGGUCCAUUCCGGAUGACCGGCCACAUACUGAGCCACCAGCCGAUCCUGCUACUACUACACGUAUUCAAUUUCGCCAUCCGUCCGGAAGGGUCAUUCGUCGCUUUGCUCUGGUCGAUCCUGCAGGGGUUGAGUUUGAGCUCAAUUCAAUGGGCCGCAAUCUAAUCGAUUCACUCGAUUCGAGCAUUGAGGAGGCAGGCCUCAAGAACGGAACGGUCAUGAUAGGAUACCUUGAAGACCUAUAGACCCGAGAUUGAUCCAUCACAUACCACAGCUCUCAUUUUAGAGGCGUUGCGACUGGAAUUUGGCCAUUUGAGCUGGUGAUAGAAACAGUUGGCCUUUGUCCAUUCUACUACUGGCUUCUACAUUGGCAUAUUACAAACAUAUUAUCUCUCUUCUAUACUGACUGGAUUUGUCCAUUCUGCUAUGAUCAUGAUCUUAUCUGAACACAUGUUGCAUGACAUGUGGCUUUGAUGACUGCAUCUUUAACGUUGAUGUCACUAUAGAUGUGCGACCAUUUUUCUUGAUAGGAAU